GCUUCCUGCUUCGAAGCCGGUUCGGCCGCUUACCUGGGCCCGGAGAGGGUGGAGGGGGGCCGGCGCGACCGGAGGUGGAGCAGAGCGACGGGCAGCGGUGCCCGGCCGGCCGUCUGCCCGCGGUGGUUCUAAGAAACUAGAAUGAGCCGAAGCACUCCUGUGGAGGUCGAUGAAUCAGAGCCGUACCCGAGUCAGUUACUGAGAUCGAUCCCAGAGUUUUUCCUGGAAGAGGAACCAGAACCACCCGCUCCAAACAUAAGGAACACGGAACCGGACAGCCUGUCUGCACCCCGAGCCCCUCACUAUCCCCCAGGACACUUUUCUCAGGCUCCUGCACCCCUGAAACUUCCAGGCCGCCAGCAGCCUGUGUCCCAGCAGGUCGCCUGCCUGUGCACUGAACUGCUGGAGGAGAACGGAGACAGCUUCUGGCAGAGACACCUGGACCCCGGCAGAGGCUUUCCCCCAGGCUCCUCUGCAGCCAGCGUGCCAGGGCCCCAGCAUGUGGUGGGGGCCCUCAUCCCAGAGCAGCGGUUUCCACUGAUGGGACAGCAUCAGCGAUGGCUAGGAUCUCGGCUCUCAGGGGCUUCUUCCGACACUGGCCAUGGCUCAGGCAAGCCAGACCAAAGUUUACCUGAUGCCUCGGCGGACUCUGCGGCCAGCGGCCACGAGACGGUGCCCCAGCCCCAGCCCUGUGGGCCCCGAGCCGCCCCAGACCUGCCUACAAUAGACACGGGGUACGAUUCCCAGCCCCAGGACAUCCUGGGGCUCAGGCAGCUAGAGAGGCCGCUGCCCCUCACCUCCGUGUGUUACCUCCAGGACCUGCCCAGGCCGCUCAGGUCCAGGGAGUUCCAUCAGCUCGAACCUCAGAGGAACCCGGCGUGCGCCCCAGUGCUGCCUGCACACCCUUUCCCACACACUCCGUGGAACCAUCCUUUCCACUGUCCCGGAGGGCCUUAUCUCCAGGCGCCAUAUGGCCGUGGCUACCCGCAAGCGGCCUACCAGCAAGCCAUCCAGCCAGCUCUGCCUGGGCCACCCCUGCCUGGAGCCUGUGUGAGAGGCCAGCACCCCGUGCAAAAGGUCAUGGUGAACUGUCCCGGCCCCUGGGCCCAAGAAGAGAGGCUUGGACAAAGAGACCACCCCUCCCCAGGGCUCCCACGGCACCAGGACCAGCUGUAUAACCAGCCUCCUGACGAGUGCCCGGAGCACCCUGCAGAGUUGGGACCACAGGGUGCCCAGGCGCCACCCGCAGCUGCUGUCCCCAGACCCCCCAGUAACCCUGCGGCCAGGGGAACUCUGAGAACAAGCAGUCUUCCAGAAGAACUGCGGAAAGUCUUUAUCACUUAUUCUAUGGACACAGCCAUGGAGGUGGUGAAAUUUGUGAAGUUCCUGUUGGUAAAUGGCUUCCAAACUGCAAUUGACAUAUUUGAGGACAGAGUCCGAGGCAUUGAUAUCAUUAAGUGGAUGGAGCGGUACCUCAGAGAUAAGACCGUGAUGAUAAUAGUGGCGAUCAGCCCCAAAUACAAACGGGACGUGGAAGGCGCCGAGUCACAACCGGACGAGGAUGAGCACGGAUUACACACGAAGUACAUUCAUCGGAUGAUGCAGAUUGAGUUCAUACAACAAGGAAGCAUGAAUUUCAGAUUCAUCCCCGUGCUCUUCCCGAAUGCUAAGAAGGAGCACGUGCCCACCUGGCUUCAGAACACUCACGUCUACAGCUGGCCCAAGAAUAAGAAGAACAUCUUGCUGCGACUGCUCAGGGAGGAGGAGUACGUGGCUCCUCCGCGGGGGCCUCUGCCCACCCUUCAGGUGGUGCCCUUGUGAUCGCUUGGGGCUGGGUGCGUGGGGCCCUGUUCUGACAAGCAUUCCUCUAGCUGAGGCAGUUUUCAGUCCCUCUCAAAGGGACCCUCUGACCCCAGAAAACCUUGUCCUCCGGAGACCUCAUCUGUCCUUGAAACGGGGUCGUGGCCGCUCUGGAUUCCCUGCCCCUGAAGCCUGCUGCAUGUUCCCCUAAGUCUGACAAGUCCAUUGGGCCGCAUGGUGCUUAGCAAGAGGAUAGAAAUGGUGUUGCAAUAACUGUAAACAACCGCAAGCAUCCCCGUUGCUUAAGACUGCUUUUUGAGUUAGCCAGAUGUUGUGUGUCCUGACUAGACCAAACUGUGAUUCAUGCACAAAUAAUAAAAUGUUUAUUUGUUUGGAA
Manis javanica (Malayan pangolin) is the source of this 2197-nucleotide messenger RNA. It is a transcript of the gene TRAF3IP2, whose product is annotated as TRAF3 interacting protein 2. NCBI's taxonomy places the organism in Eukaryota, Metazoa, Chordata, Mammalia, Pholidota, Manidae. The record is from RefSeq and is a predicted model, not a curated record. Gene Ontology annotation, biological process: humoral immune response; positive regulation of canonical NF-kappaB signal transduction.